UCGCAGGAAUGGUGGUUUUCCCGAUUGCACUAAUUGGAGUAAUGGCUAAUUGGACAGUUGCUCUUUUGAUUCGAAGACUACCUUCUCUUAAAAACUCAUUUGGACGUCUAACUGCUUCUCAAUCAAUUGGAGAUGCAAUACAUUCAACUGUUUUUGCGUUCAUCUUUUCACCAAUGUGUUUCUUUAGCGUGGAGAUUAUGAAAACGUACUCCUCAGCUUUUGGACAUAUUCUUCUAAUUGCCUAUGACAUUUCAACAUAUUCUCACUUGUGCAUUUCUUUGAAUCGUUUUUGCUCAAUUGUGGCUCCAAUAAAAUAUGACACCAUAUUCAGUAUGUCCAACACCAAAAAGCUUAUCAUGUUUUCAUGGGCGUGUGCUGUUCUUCCAUCAUUCUAUUUAUACAUCUACCAGGACUGCAGGUUUUAUUACAUUGAAGAUUUUUGGGUGUUCACAUUCUCCACGACACCAGUGUGCAACACAAUUGUUUGGUAUGCUGACUUCUUGAAGUAUAACUCAAUUGUUAUUUCAAUUGUAAUUAUUGAUGUGAUUACUGUAUCGAAAGUGAGAAGCUACAAAGCUGGACUCUCAAAAACAACGUCACAAUCUCAUGAAAAGAAACGAAGUGCUGAGAUGAAUUUCUUGAAGCAAGCAUGUCUUCAAGCAUUUGUGUUUGUCUGUGAGCUUAUCACAUACUUCCUGAUUACUCCAAGAGUUGAUGGAAGUGAAAGAUGGCUUCGCUUUUUCCUAUCAACUGUUGCAUGGGUCUGUGUUCACAUGCUGGAUGGUGUCAUCACUCUAAGCUUUAACAAAGAGUUCACUCAAACCAUAUUCCGAGGAAUCAAAAUCAAAGAUUUAUCGGGACACAUUGGUCAUCAUCAGGAAAACUCCUCAAAUGCUGGGGCAACUCAUACAACCAGACAUUGAUUUCAUUAAUGUAUCAACAAAUUUGUACAGAUGUGUCUUACUUUUUUGCAUAAUCAAGAAAUUUCC
Molecule: messenger RNA, 989 nt
Organism: Caenorhabditis elegans
Lineage: Eukaryota; Metazoa; Nematoda; Chromadorea; Rhabditida; Rhabditidae
Gene: srx-50
Product: G-protein coupled receptors family 1 profile domain-containing protein
Exons: 8
Coding region: 42-923 (293 amino acids)
Biological process (GO): G protein-coupled receptor signaling pathway; signal transduction
Cellular component (GO): membrane
Molecular function (GO): G protein-coupled receptor activity
Source: RefSeq, marked reviewed